AUGGCAUAUUUAUUAUUUCUUACAAGACUUUAUUACAUUAUAUUUACUUUGGCUGUAAUUCUUGGUUUAAUCUGUAGACCCAUUCAAGUUUCAUUACUUCCUUAUGGAAAAAUGAAUCAAGUAACUCAAUUAAAUGCUAGAAAUACAAUUGAGAAAUUUUUUAGAAAUAUGGUUGUUUCUAAAAGUUUAUUUUAUCAAUUUUAUAUUUGUGGAAUUAUUUAUACCUAUUUUAUUACUACAGACUUGGUCAUUUUGCGUAAUGGGAGUAAUGGAUAUUUCGCUAAAUUUGUAAGAUAUAUCGAAGGGAAUGAAAGCGACAACCAAGCAGUAAUAAUUCCUGCUUAUACCAAACAGCCAGUAGAACAAUGUAUAAUUGGAUUACUUAUGAUUUCUAUGCAAGUGACAAGAAGAGCUUACGAAUGUCUUUUCGUGGAUAGAACUUUAGCUAAUUCAAAAAUGCAUAUUUUACAUUAUAUUGUUGGAAUAACAUUUUAUCUGCCAACUUGUUUAUCAACUUUUAUUGAAGGAAUUGGUAACUUGGGUGUUUAUGGAGGAGGAAAAGAUAAAAAUACUUUUACAUUCCCUCCUCUUACCAAUUUUUUAACUUGGAAUAUUUUACUUGGAGUAUCAUUAUUUUUAUACGCUUUUUAUCAUCAAUUUAUAGCUCACAAAAUUCUUGCAUCCCUUCGACCUAAAUCUUCACCUCCUGGCAUUUAUUCUAUUCCCAAAGGGGAUUGGUUUGAUUAUGUUUCAUCAGCUCAUUAUUUUGCAGAAAUUUUGAUAUAUAUUAGUUUCAUUAUAUUAAACAAAGGACAAAUUCUUACUAAUUAUACUGUGGCCAUUUGGACAGCUUUGGUUUUGGGGGUUUCAGCUAAAAAUUCAGAUUUAUGGGGUAUAGAAAGAUUUGGCGAAAAAUGGCCUAAUAGAUGGAAAAUAUUUCCCGGCGUUUAUUAA
Messenger RNA from Diversispora eburnea, 954 nucleotides. The record is from the annotation of a GenBank genome assembly. Lineage: Eukaryota; Fungi; Glomeromycota; Glomeromycetes; Diversisporales; Diversisporaceae.